This is a messenger RNA of Daucus carota subsp. sativus, 816 nucleotides long. RefSeq names its product triacylglycerol lipase OBL1. The transcript has 3 exons. The record is from RefSeq and is a predicted model, not a curated record. Bases 1 to 807 code for a protein of 268 amino acids. Lineage: Eukaryota; Viridiplantae; Streptophyta; Magnoliopsida; Apiales; Apiaceae. Gene Ontology annotation, biological process: lipid metabolic process. Gene Ontology annotation, molecular function: triacylglycerol lipase activity.
AUGGAAUUUUUGGACUCCUUUGAUUUCUACAAUCAAUAUCAAAAGAAAGCGACCACACAAGCCUUCAUGUGCUGGGACAAGAGUGCUGAUGAUGAAUUGAUCGUAGUGGCUUUUAGAGGAACAGAGACAUUUGAUGCAGAUGCCUGGUCUUCGGACAUUGAUCUCUCUUGGUAUGAACUUCAUCAGGGCAAAAAAGAAGUCCAUGGAAAAGUCCAUGGUGGUUUCAUGAAAGCUCUUGGGUUACAAAAGAGCCACGGCUGGCCUCUAAUAUACCAAAAAGACGACGAAAAACCACUGGCUUAUUAUGUCAUCAGGGACAAGCUAAGAGAAAUUUUACAAGCUAACGAAAAGGCAAAGUUUAUAGUUACUGGUCAUAGCUUAGGAGGGGCACUGACCAUUCUUUUUCCAGCUAUAUUAGCUUACCACGACGAUGACUUGUUACUAAAGAGAUUACAAGGAAUUUACACAUUCGGACAACCUAGAGUUGGAGACAAGGAAUUUGGGGAUUACAUGGAAGGACUAUUUUCGAGUUAUGAAAUUCAGUAUCUUAGAUAUGUUUACUGUAACGAUAUUGUCCCAAGGUUGCCUUACGAUGACAAGAGUUUCAUGUUCAAGCACUUUGGGAAAUGCCUCUACUUCAAUACUUUCUACGAAGGCAAGGUUGUCGCGGAGGAACCAAACAAAAACUAUUUCUCGCCAUGGUACACAAUUCCACAGACAAUUCCACAGACGCUGAAUGCAAUUUGGGAGCUGAUAAAUACUCGAAGGGGCCAGAUUACAAAGAGCCAGGCAUUCUUCAAGUGUUAAGAGUAAUAG